AAUCACACCGAAGAUGACCCAAAAGCGCGUUUAUUAUCGUCUUUGGAAUUAUUAUUGGGUAGAUCACUGGAUAAUACCCUUCUUAAUUUGGGAUUAAAGGAAAGUUUUGGAGAGGGUAUCAAGAAUUUAGGUUUCAGAAUGAAGGAUGUCCUUGAUGAAGAAGUUGAUGUUGCUCUUGGUAACGGAGGUCUCGGUCGUCUUGCCACCUAUUACAUGGAUUCUUUAGCUACAUUGAUUUAUCCAGCUUAG
Molecule: messenger RNA, 249 nt
Organism: Dentiscutata erythropus
Lineage: Eukaryota; Fungi; Glomeromycota; Glomeromycetes; Diversisporales; Gigasporaceae
Source: the annotation of a GenBank genome assembly